AUGCACCUGCACAAAGCAUACAACUACAAGCCGCGGCUGCGGCGGCUCGCGCUCCUCCUCCCCGGCGCGCCGGCGUACUUUGCCCGGCGCGCGCGCGCGGCCAACUACGCCGAGCUGCGCAUCGCGGGCCCGCUCGACGACGCGAGCCUCGCCCCCGUCAAGCACAUACGCGACGCGGACCCACUCGCGGAGCGGUGGGAGCGGUGGGUCGCCGCGAUGCUGCGCGCGCUCGACGACGAGGACGCGCGUGAGAUCCCGCACGGCGUGCUGGACGCGGGCGAGACGGACGACGUGGAGACGGAGGAGGCGCCGGUGUGGGUGUUUUAG
Molecule: messenger RNA, 327 nt
Organism: Cutaneotrichosporon oleaginosum
Lineage: Eukaryota; Fungi; Basidiomycota; Tremellomycetes; Trichosporonales; Trichosporonaceae
Source: RefSeq, a predicted model, not a curated record